Fraxinus pennsylvanica is the source of this 2586-nucleotide messenger RNA. Lineage: Eukaryota; Viridiplantae; Streptophyta; Magnoliopsida; Lamiales; Oleaceae. The record is from the annotation of a GenBank genome assembly.
AUGGAAGGCUCGUGGACGUCUGGUCGGCAGAUGUCUAAUAGUUCUAGGGCAUUGACAUCUUCGUCGGACUUUGAUAGAAAUUCUAGAAUUAUCCGUGCAAGAAAUAUCAGGUCCUCAGGUGACGAUACAACCCAAGAGUCUGGGUUCAUGUCCGGAAGAAAGGGGAGGGAAACAAGUCUCUGGCCACAUGCCACCCACUGUAGAACACAAGUUAGAGACACUGAAGAUUCUGCCUCUAUGGAGCCCAGCGACAAAACUGCGCAAUCCGGUGAUGUUAAUUUGAGACAAUGGUUGAAUAAUCCAGAAAGGAAAGUGGAUGCUCUGGAAUGCCUUCACAUAUUUUCUCAAAUUGUGGAUAUUGUUAACCUGGCGCAUUCUCAGGGAAUUGUUGUUCGCAAUGUGCGGCCGUCAUGCUUUGUCAUUUCCUUGUUUAAGCGUGUCUCUUUCAUAGAGUCUGCUUCUUUUCUGGAUGCGGGUUCAGAUUUUCUUGAAGACAGGUCCAAAAGCCAAGCGGUUGACUUUAAAGGUCUGGUGAUGCAUGCUUCUGAAGCCAGCGACAAUGAGCGAACAGAAGAUAAUAAGUAUUAUUUCCCAAUGAGACAAAUAUUGCUCAUGGAAUCCAACUGGUACAGAAGUCCAGAAGAACUUUCCAGGGGAACUAAUUCUUGUGCUUCAGACAUUUAUCAGCUCGGAGUCCUUCUCUUUGAACUAUUCUGCACAUUUAGCUCUCUAGAAGAAAAAAGCACAACUAUGGAAAGCCUGAAACAUCGCGUCCUCCCUCCUGAGUUGCUUCUGAAGUGGCCUAAAGAAGCUACAUUUUGCUUAUGGUUGCUGCAUCCUGAGCCAAGUGGCCGGCCUAGAAUGAGGCAACUGUUGCAAAGUGAUUUUCUGAAUGAACCAAGAGAUAGCAUAGAAGAACAAGAAGCUGCUAUGGAGCUUCAAGAAAAAAUAGAGGAGCAGGAAUUAUUGUUGGAAUUUCUUAUGGUGACGCAGCAAAGGAAACAAGAUGCUGCAGAUAGCUUUCAUGAGACAAUCUCCUUUAUAUCUUUUGACAUAGAAGAAGUCACAAAGCUGCUUAUGGCUCUCAGGGCAAAAGGAGGUUCGAGUUUAGAGUUGGGGAAGAAUUCGACUUCAGGUCCAGAUAGAAUAAUUAUUAAUGAUGAUGAUGAUGAUUCUGGUAGCUCAGUGUCUAGAAAGCGUUUCAGGCAGGGUCUUUAUAACAAUAACCCGGAAGAAUCUGAUGGUCAGGCAGAUGAGCAUCAGAAAUCAGAAAUGCCUUCUGGACAACAAGGAAAUGUUCUCUCCAAAAGUUCUCGACUGAUGAAGAAUUUCAGAAAAUUGGAAUUGGCUUACCUUUUGACAAGACGCAGGUCUGCCAAACCAGUAGCCAGACCAUUGACUCAACAUUCUCCAGUUAGCAGCAAUGUUAAGGGAUCUAUGGCAGUUACUGAAAAAAGUUCGAUUAGUAAUCUUUCAACUAAAGAACAGUAUAGUGAGUGUAGGCAAGGUGGAUGGGUGAAUACAUUUUUAGAGGGAUUAUCUAAGUAUCUCUCUUUUAGUAAGCUAAAAGUUAAGGCUGACUUGAAGCAAGGGGAUCUUUUAAAUUCAUCCAACCUGGUGUGCUCGCUGAGUUUCGACCGUGAUGGUGAUUUUUUUGCAACUGCUGGUGUAAACAAGAAGAUCAAAGUUUUUGAAUAUAAUUCCAUCAUAAAUGAAGAUCGGGAUAUUCAUUAUCCUGUGGUGGAAAUGACAAGUAGAUCAAAGCUUAGCAACCUAUGUUGGAAUGGCUAUAUCAAAAGCCAGAUCGCUUCCAGUAACUUUGAAGGGGGGGUGCAGGUAUGGGAUGUCACGAGAAGCCAGAUAUUCAUGGAAAUGAAAGAACAUGAGCGGCGCGUCUGGUCUAUUGACUUCUCAGUGGCAGAUCCAACAAUGCUGGCCAGCGGGAGUGACGAUGGCUCUGUUAAGCUCUGGAAUGUCAAUCAGGGAGCAAGUGUUGGUACCAUUAGAACAAAGGCCAAUGUUUGCUGCGUUCAGUUCCCCAUGGAUAAUGGCCAUUUCCUGGCUUUUGGUUCUGCUGAUCAUAGAAUAUAUUACUACGAUCUACGUAACUCAAAAAUGCCUCUAUGCACUUUAGUUGGGCAUAAUAAAACCGUGAGCAAUGUGAAGUUCAUAGAUUCAUCUACUCUUGUUUCGGCAUCUACGGAUAACACAUUAAAGCUUUGGGAUUUGGCAAGGAGUACAUCAAGAGUUCUAGAUUAUCCUCUCCAAUCAUUUACGGGACACCUUAAUGUAAAGAAUUUUGUUGGCUUAUCCGUAUCUGAAGGUUAUAUCGCGACUGGCUCGGAAACAAAUGAGGUGUUCGUAUACCACAAAGCUUUCCCCAUGCCUGUAUUAUCAUUUAAAUUUACUGGCACGGAUUCACUUUGUUUUGAUGACAUGGAUGGCACCGCACAAUUUAUCUCAUCCGUCUGCUGGCGUGAAUCAUUGGCACUUGGGAAGCAAAAACAAAUGCUUAUACCGGGACAAAAGGUGAAAAGAAAAGUAACUUACAGCCAGAGGAGCGGAUUCCUACGAUCUGCUUUAUAG